Heteronotia binoei (common prickly gecko) is the source of this 5264-nucleotide messenger RNA. RefSeq names its product TSPO associated protein 1 (gene TSPOAP1). The transcript is spliced from 26 exons. Gene Ontology annotation, biological process: neuromuscular synaptic transmission. Gene Ontology annotation, molecular function: protein binding. The record is from RefSeq and is a predicted model, not a curated record. Bases 394 to 5211 code for a protein of 1605 amino acids. NCBI's taxonomy places the organism in Eukaryota, Metazoa, Chordata, Lepidosauria, Squamata, Gekkonidae.
GGAGCACCGGAGGCGUGUGAUGGAGAAGAGGCCCUUCCUCUCAGGAAGGUGAUCGCUGCCUCUCCUGAGAUCAAACAGCAGAUCCAGCAGCUGGAGUCUGAGCUCAGAAAGAAGCGGAAACAGUGUGAAAACCUUGAACAUGAAGUGAGGAAGAAGCACAAAAGAUACGCGGAGCUUGAAAUUCAGCUGCAGGAAGUGCGGAGUGAUAAUGCCCGGCUGUCUGAGGAGAAUGCUGAGCUGCAUAGGCAAGUGGAAUGGACAGAAAAGGUUGAGUCUGAAAAUGCUGACUUGAGGCUGCAGGUGGCCGUGGUGACGGAGGAACGGGAUUCAGCUCUUCAGAAAUCUCGGGAGCUCCAAAACAGGCUGGAGAGUCUUGGGCAGGCGUUGAAGCACAUGAGAGAUGUCGCAGAACGAAGGCAGCACCUGGAGCUGGAGCACGAGAAGGCCCUGCAGAACUUGCAAAAGAAGCAGGAUGAAGUUCGACAACUCCAGCAGGCCCAGGCUGAAGCGCAGAAGGAGCAUGAAGGAGCAGUGCAACUCUUAGAGAGUACCUUGGAUUGCAUGCAGGACCGUGUGAGAGAGCUGGAGGAUCAGUGUCGAAGCCACACAGAACAGUUUAACUUCCUCUCUCAAGAGCUCAGACGUUUCCAGCUGCAAACCGGGAAAAGCAGUCUUCGCUCAUCCUCCCCCUCAGUGGCUUCUGAGGUCCCCCUCACCACCUGCUCGACAUCUCCACAGCUCCCAGACAGCCACAAAGAGAAAGAUCCAGAGAUUGUCCCUGUGGCUCCCCAGUGCAGCAGGAAGGGCCACAAUGAAGGGUCUGAAGACUUCUCUCCCUUGGCACUCCGACAUGCCGAUCCCUCGCCACCCGCUGUCUCCAGAAGUCUGGAUUCAAGCACCCCUUCUGUCGCCUCAAAGAAGCUGGUCAGGAAACCAGAGUCCCAGUCCAACUCCUCGAAAUCGGAGUCCAUGCACAACAGUUCCAAAUCCUGCGCCACCCCUGAGUUGGACACGGCCAGUGAGAUGGAAGAGCUGGACAUUGAUAGCGUCUCGCUGAUUCCAGAGCUGGAUCACCAGAGUCCAGUGAAGCUCCACGUCUUUCUAGUGCGGUACAGCUACAACCCUUUUGACGGUCCCAACGAGAACCCAGAGGCUGAGCUCCCGCUGACAGCCGGCGAGUACAUUUAUAUUUAUGGAGAAAUGGAUGAAGAUGGCUUCUUUGAAGGAGAGCUGAUGGAUGGCCGGAGAGGCCUGGUCCCUUCCAACUUUGUGGAACGCGUUUCAGAUGAGGACUUGGUCACCUUCCUGCCCCAGGAGCUCAACGACCUCUCUCAAAGCUCCCCCCUGGAGCGAAGUUUUCUCAGCACGAGCAUCAGCAGCGGGGAGAGAAGCGAUUAUUCAGCCGAGGAACUCAGCGCUAGCACAGCGCCGUCCAGGCUAGAAGGGGACCGAGAAGAGCUUGGUGAUCCCAUGGCAGUGCCUUACCCCAGGAAGGUGACGCUCAUCAAACAGUUUGGCAGCAGCAUCCUGGUUGGCUGGGAGCCUCCCCUUCUGCCUGCCGGCUGCCCAAAUGUCCAAGGCUACAACGUUUAUGUGGACGCAGAGUUUUGGCAAAGCACCAAGGCUGGGUCCCCGACGAAAGCUGUGCUGGAGAAGCUGGACUUGAAGACGAAAGCCUACCGCAUCUCGGUGCAAAGCGUCUCGGAGAAAGGGAGCUCAAAUCGGCUGCGGUGCACGCUUCUGGUGGGGCACAAUGCUGCCCUGGCCCCCACGCAGCUCCAGAUACGGAAUCUCACGGCCACCUCGGCAGAGAUCUCCUGGCUGCCUAGCAACAGCAACUUCUUGCACACUGUGUCCCUCAACGGGGAAGAGCGCGAUACAACAAAGGCAGGGGUCUACUGGUACGCCUUCCGCAACUUGAACCCGAGCACCUCCUACGUUGCCAGGGUGGAAGUCCAACUUCCGGGAGCUCUCUGGGAAUCGACUCAAGAGAGGCAGGAACAGCCGUUGUGGGCAGAGAUCCACUUCGUAACGACUUCAGCGGGGUCUCCAGAUGCCCCACUGGAUGUCCGAGUGGAACUGGGUCCCUCCGCUGGGAUCCUGGCCAUCAGCUGGUUGCCAGUCACCAUCGAUGCCGAAGGAUCAUCCAAUGGGGUGCGAGUCACUGGCUAUGCCGUGUAUGCCGACAGACAAAAGGUGAUGGAAGUUACCUCCCCAACCGCCGGCAGCGUCUUGGUAGACGUUUCCCAGCUGCAGAUCCUCCAGGUGUGCCAGGAGGUGUCUGUAAGGACCGUGUCUCUUUAUGGAGAGUCGGCCGACUCAGUACCCGCUCAGAUCCCGUCGGCCUUGUUAGGAGACGUUGGCCGGUCCUCUCCAUCUAUGGCCACCUAUCUCACCUCUCAGCUUCCACGGGGGGAGGCUGAGGCUCCUCUCACCCCACAGACCUCCCAGGAACAUAGCUCUUCCUCUUCCAGUGCUGGUAAUCCUGUUGCCAAAUUCACCUCCCAGCCUAAAGCCGACAGUGAGGAUUCUGUGAAUUCUCCAGUCGUGGAGAUGUCCCCAAGCAGGCGUUCCAUUCCCACCAGGCCGCCUUCCGCUCACAUUCUGCAGGCACCGAUGAGAGAAUCAGGGACUGCACCAGGAGAAGAAGGGGAGUCCGUUGCGCCAUCUGCAAAAAGCGUAGCGGCAGAAGAUCCAGCUAAAGCCAGAAAGGAACUCAGAGAAGACAACCAGGAGCUUCUCCUCGUAGCCGAAGAACUGAAGCCAGAGAGGCCAGGCAGUGGCACCAGCAACCUGGAGGCGUGCGAAUCCUGCUCUGCAGAACAAGAGCCAAAAGAGCUGGACUCAAUGAUGCCAAGCCCUGGAGAACAUACCCCACAGAGAGAGGACAGCUCAGGAGACAUGGGCCAAAGUGACAAGCAAGGCUCGGAACUCUUCGCCGGGACUUUGGGGAGGAAGCUGUUGAAAGAAAUCUCCAGGGACGACCCCACUCUGACUGUGCCUCGGGUCAGAAGAGAGGGAGAAAAAAGACUGGAACCGGGAAAUCGUCCACUAAAUCUCCUUACUGACCACAGCCGCGGAUCUGACCUCUCUGACAUCAUGGAGGAAGAGGAGGAGGAAGAAGAAGAGAACCAACAGGCAAGCAGGCAAGGGGAGUCAAAAUGGGAUCCAGUGGAACACUACAGCAGAGAAAACGGAGAGAAGCUGGACCCAGCCGACACUGAUAGCGACGAAGAGAUCCUGGAACGGAUUCUGGAGAUGCCGUUGCAAAAGAAGUGCAGCAAAGCCCUUUUCAGCAUCCCAGAGGUGACCGAAGAAGAGGAGGAGGAAGACUGGGAGCAUGUGCCGAGGAAGAACCUCUCGCCCCCUCCAGAGAAGGCUGUGGGUUGCCUCCCGGAGAGGCCAGCACCAUACGAUACCAGAAGGACGAUGCCUCUUCCUCCUGUGAGUUCCCAGCAGGGGUCUUUGCCAAAAAGAAACCAAGCUCUCCCGGACCAGAUCUCUCCGGAAAGAGACCUGCUUCAGAAGCUCAGAGGAAAAGAUAACAUUCAUGAAGAUAAUGUCAACGAAGCACCGGCUUGCCCUGAAAUAUCCAGCAGGUGGAAUUGGGAGAGUCAAGAAAAGAGACUGAGUUCUCCUGGAACAGGAAGAACCUCCCAGUGGAAGAGGCCUAUUCGAUAUAAAGAGAAGGCCCACAGCCAAGCCCCGGCAAACCGGACUAGAAAGGGAGAUAUCCGAGAGCAUGGGUGCUCCUUGCUGGGCAGUUCUCACCAGACUGGGGGUGGUGGCCUGUACCGUACCCAGAGCCUGAAGGAGAAUUUGGAUGUGAUAACCAGCCUGGGUCUGGAGGAGACGUCGGAUUUAUACAGCUGGGCGAGGCCAAGGACCUACCAAGUGUCUCCAAGGAGGACGGCAUCCCAUGAGGUAGGGGAAGGUGGCCUCCGAGGCCUACCCCUCUGCGUCAGCCCGGAAAGUUUGGAAAUUGACAUAGAAUAUGACUCUGAAGAUGACCAAGAUCUGACCAUGACUUCCACCCCAGUGAGCCAGCUGAGUUCAGAUGGGCGGGCCGAUGGGUCUCCCACAGACUGUGAGGAUGGCUGGAGCGACUGCUCCAGUCAGUCAGAAUCCAUCCGGUCCAGCGGCCUGAGAGAGCUGAAGAGAAGCAGCAGCUGGGAGGACGAAAGCACGGAGUGGAUUGGGUCCCCAAGCCGCUCCCCUGGGCAUCGCUGCUGGGGGAAGAGGGCCUUGUUCGGCUUAGAGGAACGGAGCCGAAGCCUGGAGCGAAACCCUUCUCUCUGGAGAGCCGUGCCUGAGUGCCACUGGAAGGGGGGGUCAUAUGUGUCAGCACAACCACGGGUGGCAGGUAAUGGGAAUCCUGAGUCACCAAACUCAAUAUCCUGGCAGGAUUCGACCAGAAGAGGCAGAAGGCCCCAGAGGAAAAGGCAUGAAGUGGCACCUCUCACAGUGAGUUCCGGCUCUUGGAGGAGUCCCCCCGCUGAAACAAUGGAUAACAGGGACUCCGCUCGGCUGUUUGUGGCUCUCUUUGACUACGAUCCGGUUUCAAUGUCUCCUAAUCCGGAUGCUGCUGAAGAGGAACUCCCAUUCCAGGAAGGCCAGAUUCUAAAGGUCUAUGGCCACAAGGAUGCGGAUGGCUUCUACAGAGGAGAAUGCGCUGGGAGAGUGGGGUACAUCCCAUGCAACAUGGUCUCUGAGGUCCAGGUGGACAGCGAGGCAUCCAGGAAGCAGCUCUUACAGGAUGGUCGCAUUCCUGCCAGCAUGCUGGUGGAAAGCCUAGGGGAAAGCGCAAACUCUCUUCCUCCCCAAAGAAAAGCAGUCCGUCCUCCGAAGCCCCGGCGGUCCAAGAAAGUGGAACGAGACAAGCAGGAAGAAGAGCCCCCUCGCUCGGGAAUCCUUGAAGACCAAGAUCUCAGCUCUGAGGAUGACGCUCCAAGAACGAUGGUGGCCAUCUUUGACUACAGUCCCAAGGAGAGUUCUCCCAGUGUGGACAUGGAGGCUGAGCUAAAAUUUUGUGCUGGGGAUACUGUGAUUGUGGUUGGUUCCAUGGAUGAUGAUGGGUUCUAUUUUAGGGAGGUAAACGGGCGGAAGGGGCUUGUGCCAUCCAGCUUCCUGAAAGCCCUGCCAUCCGACGGUGUGCUGCCCGGUGAGCCAAGGCUUGGAAGGCAGAGAACGAGGAAACGAAGAGUCCAGUGACAGAGGCAUGACAGACAUCCAGAGAGGGAGAGACCAAGAGCGAUGGAGAGAAA